Messenger RNA from Ananas comosus (pineapple), 2073 nucleotides. RefSeq names its product ubiquitin carboxyl-terminal hydrolase 20-like. The transcript is spliced from 9 exons. Lineage: Eukaryota; Viridiplantae; Streptophyta; Magnoliopsida; Poales; Bromeliaceae. The coding region runs from base 168 to 1832 and encodes 554 amino acids. Gene Ontology annotation, cellular component: cytosol; nucleus. Gene Ontology annotation, molecular function: cysteine-type deubiquitinase activity; cysteine-type endopeptidase activity. Gene Ontology annotation, biological process: protein deubiquitination. The record is from RefSeq and is a predicted model, not a curated record.
AAUAUCGCUCGAAACUUUUUCCCAGUGGCGCGAUCUCUCUUUCAAAACGCCGCGCUAAUUCCCCUCUUCUCCCCCACCCCACUUUCUUAAUUUCCUUAUAAACCCUAGUUUUUCCCGUCCCUUAUUUCUUACUAACCUCCCAUCGCCGUAAAACCCUAGUUUUUUCGAUGGAGGAGGACGAUUUUCUCCCCUCCACUUCUCAAUCUAUAAAUUUCGAUUCAGGAGAAGGGACGAGCCACUCCCUUUUGUCUCAAUCUUCUAUUUCCAGGAAAAUCCAUCCCGUGGGAGCUACUCUAGAGAACCUGGGCAACACAUGUUUUAUGAAUGUGAUCCUUCAGUGCAUUACACACAUGGUUCCGUUUGUGCAGAAACUUCUCUCGGCCGCUCACCCUAUUCCCUGCUCUCAUGAAGAGGAGGGAUUCUGCACUUUCUGUGCUCUGAAAGAGCAUGUUGUCAAAUCUAUUAACGCAUCUGGUUCUGUCCUCGUUCCGACCAAAUUCGCAAAAAAUCUAGACAAAAUAUUACCAGAAUAUGAAGAGAAUUCCCAAGAGGAUGCACACGAGUUUCUGCGGGCUUUGUUGGAUAGGAUAGAUGACUGUUCUCUUGUUUCAAGCUUACAAGACCAGCAAUCCCUUUCAGAAAACAGCAUUGUGAAACAAGUAUUUGGAGGCCGUCUCAGAAGCCAGCUGAGGUGUUGUGAGUGCGGUCACUGCUCAGAGACGUUUGAACCCCUCCUUGAUCUCAGCUUGGAUAUCAAUGAUGCCGACAAUCUAACAGAUGCCCUACUAUCUUAUACAAUGGUUGAGAAAAUUGAAGCCAAGUUCACCUGUGAAGGCUGUAAUACUCAAGUGUCAAUGAAGAAACAGCUUACGUUGGACCAGGCACCGGAUGUUGUAGCAAUUCAAUUAAAGCGAUUCAAGAAUGAUGGCCAUUGUACACAUAAGAUUGAUAAGAAAGUGGAAUACCCAUCAGAGCUUGAUUUGAAGCCAUAUCUUAGCUGCCCAGAUGAGAGAGUCCAAACAAAAUAUGAUUUAUACGGAAUUGUGGAUCAUACGGGCAGUUUGGCUUCUGGUCAUUAUGACUGUACCAUACGUUCUUCUGCAACAGCGUGGUACCAGUUGGAAGAUGCAGUGGUAAAUCAAGUUAAGGUGUCCUCGGCACUAAACCAGUGUGCAUAUCUUCUCUUCUAUAUUAAGCAGGGUCUAUCACCAUGGUUCUCGAGUUUACUCCCAGCAAAGGAUGAAUCCCAACUGGACAGUGCCACUAACACUUCCCCGACAUCGGUGAUUGAGAAUAUCGGAAGAGUGCAUUCCACAUAUCAUGCUGAGAAGGAUGAAGAGUGUGGCCCAUCCAAUACCACCUUUGUCUCGGAUGAUACAGAGACAUAUUAUAAUACCGCUCCUAGAUUAUGUUAUGCUACACGUGGUGACAAGAUAGUCGACAAAGCUGAUGCGGACCAAUCUGUGACACCACCUGCAAGAAAAUUCGACUCUGUUCAGCAUGUCAUCGAUUCCACGUUCCACGAUGAGAAACUGGAUGACGACGAGAAAGAGAACCAUUUAACUCCACGAGCCCGAGUGAGAUCAAAGGUCAAUAGAAAGGUCAACAGCUCACCGAACCUUGGCGUGAAUGUACAUAUUCAUAAGUUGCUUAGAGGCAUGCAAAGCUCACGAAGAAGAUGUAUUUUGGAGUGCCUCACCACGAGGCAGAAUUUGACGACCCCGCCUCUCUGUAAGACGAAAAGGCCAAAAAUGAAUAUUCAUCACUUACGCGGAGGGGAGGAUUCUGCUCCCUCGACAUCCCGUUCGUUUCUCAGCCCUAGCUCUGUAUAAUGUGGCUUAGGAUUCGAAGCCCGAGUUAUAGCCUGCUUCAGACAGCUAACUCGACUGUCUAAAAGUGUGUCCAGUGUCUGGUUUGAUCUUUCUUGAUCAGUUUUGGUAAAUCAUAUGCAUAAAUGAUUGAGAGUUAGUACACAAUGGGUCUUACCGUAGUGUUUUCUUUUUGUAAUUCCUUUUUGACUUUCUUUUUUAUUCUAAUUAUGAUUAUUUCCUAAUCUCAACAAUUAUUUGUUCA